Molecule: messenger RNA, 1935 nt
Organism: Cercopithifilaria johnstoni
Lineage: Eukaryota; Metazoa; Nematoda; Chromadorea; Rhabditida; Onchocercidae
Source: the annotation of a GenBank genome assembly
AUGUCUAAAGAAAGCUGCAUGUUUGGUGCAGCGGCGGUCACGUCAAGUGACGAGAAGGUUGAGAAGAAGCUUAGUAGAAAAGAAUUGAAAAAACUGCAGAAGAAAGCAGAGUAUGAGCGUGAAAUUAAAGAAAUGGGUGGUACAGUUGAAAAUCAAGAAGAAGCAAUUGAGAAGAAGGAAAGCGGUGGAAUUGGGUCAGGUGCGGAACUUGGACAGCAAUUUUCUGUCUCGCAGCAAGCGAAGUCCGUCGGACAACGGAAUCAACUUGAAAAUGCCAUUGACAUUAAGGUGGAGAAUUUUGAUAUUGCAGCUCAAGGACGAGUUUUGUUUCACAAAGCUGAGUUAACAAUAGCUUUCGGAAGACAUUAUGGUCUCGUGGGCCCAAAUGGAAUGGGCAAAACUACACUUUUGAAACAUAUUGCGGCCAGAAGGUUGGAAAUCCCACCAAAUAUUGACCUUCUUUAUUGCGAACAAGAAAUUGAAGUUGAUAAUACCCCGGCUAUUGAUGCAGUUGUUAAAUCAGACAAAUAUCGGCUGGCUUUGAUCGAGGAGGAGGCGCAAUUGAUAAAGAAGUUAGAAGAAGGAGACGUUUCAGUUGGCGAACAUCUAAAAGAAGUCACUGAUGAACUGAAGAAUAUAAAUGCAGACGCAGCGAAACCAAAAGCACGCCGUAUAUUGGCAGGUCUCGGCUUCACGAAAACCAUGCAAGAAAAACCAGUUGAAGCAUUUUCGGGUGGUUGGCGUAUGCGUAUUUCAUUAGCCCGAGCUCUUUUCUUGGAACCAACAUUAUUGAUGCUUGAUGAGCCAACUAACCAUCUUGAUUUGAAUGCGGUCAUUUGGCUCGAUAACUAUUUACAAACGUGGAAAAAAACCUUAUUGAUUGUCUCACAUGACCAGGGUUUUCUAGACAGUGUGUGCACAGAUAUUAUCGAUUUGCAAGAUCAGAAACUGUAUUACUAUAAAGGAAAUUAUUCUGCUUUCAAGAAAAUGAAGGAUCAGAAGAUGAGGGAGCACAUGAAAGCUUUCGAAAGUCAGCAGAAGCAACUAGCUGCAAUGAAAAAAGGUGGCAAAAGUUCGAAACAAGCUGUUGAAGAAAUGAAAAACCGGCUACAAAACAAGCAAAAUAAAGUUAACAAGGGCAAAAAAGGCUCUACUGCUAUGGCCGAUAUUGCUGAUGCACCAGUCGAAUUGCUACAUAAAAUUAAAGAAUAUAAUGUGAAAUUUACUUUUCCGGACCCAACAAAAUUGCCACCGCCAGUGCUCGGAUUGCACGGCGUAACUUUUGGCUAUAAAGACCAAAUGUUAUUUAAAAACCUUGAUUUUGGCGUGGAUAUGGAUUCUCGUAUUGCGAUUGUGGGACCCAACGGUGUUGGGAAAUCAACACUACUAAAGUUAUUGGCAGGCAAAAUUGAACCACACCAAGGUGAAGCCCGAAGGCACAGACAGCUACGCAUAGGAUGGUUCGACCAGCAUGCCAACGAAGUACUGAAUGGCGAACAAACUCCAGUCGAAUACCUUUUUACUAAAUUCAGGAUCGAUUAUCAGGAUGCGAGAAAGCGAUUGGGUACAGUAGGUCUUCCAAGCUCCACACACACUGUAAAAAUAAAAGAUUUAUCUGGUGGACAGAAGUCUCGCGUUGCUCUCGCCGAAUUAGCUUUGGGAGCUCCGGAUUUGCUGAUAUUGGAUGAACCUACUAAUAAUCUCGACAUUGAAUCAAUCCAUGCAUUGGCAGAAGCAAUUGAAAACUUUGGUGGUGGUGUAGUAAUGGUUACACACGAUGAACGUUUGAUAAGGGAAACAAAUUGCCAGUUGUGGAUUGUUGAAAACUUGGGCGUUGCUGAAAUUGAUGGCGAUUUCGAAGAUUAUAGGAAAGAAAUCCUGGACCAACUUGGAGAAACAUCAACGUCACUGGAAAAAGAAAUUGUUGACCGUUAA